Molecule: messenger RNA, 1839 nt
Organism: Ostreobium quekettii
Lineage: Eukaryota; Viridiplantae; Chlorophyta; Ulvophyceae; Bryopsidales; Ostreobiaceae
Source: the annotation of a GenBank genome assembly
AUGGGCGGCGCCGUGCGCCAGGCGCUGGGCUACGCGGUCAGCAAGGAGCCGGCGGACUACUACAGGCUGAUGGCCGUGCUGGAGGCGCAGCUGGACAACCCCAUGCCCACGGCGCUGGACCACGGGGCCGGCGAGAACGACCCCAGGGGGCAUUUGUCCAGGCCCAACAGCGCCGGGGGGGGCCCGGGGGGCCCUUACCUCAGCCUCAGGAGGCUGGCAGUGUGGCUGGCGGAGCCCAUGAGGCGGAUGCGGCUCCUGGGGGUGAUCAUCGACAGCACAAGGGACAAGAGCGGGGGGGAGUUGGCGGGGGCGGUGUACUCGUAUCUCCACCAGGGGGACCCCACCACGCACGCGUUUACAAAUCGGAUGCUUCAGCGCGUGCGCGUGCCCGUGCUUGACAUGAUCAAGCAGUGGGUGUUUGAGGGGGAGCUGUAUGAUCCGUACGGGGAGUUCUUUGUGCGGGACGCUGCAGAGAGCCUGGAAGAAGAGGGGGGCUCCGCCCCCUUGCUGGACCUGUGGCGGGAGGGGUACCGAAUCGAUCACGCCAUGCUGCCGGCGUACAUAAGCGAGCCGCUAGCCAGGCAGAUCCUGCGGGCUGGGAAGACGAUCAACUUCCUGAGGGAGCGGUGCCAGGACGGGGAGUGGGUGCAGGAGAGGGCCACGGAGGCCCAGGCGUCCGGGAUGGUGUCAGCGGCGAAUGGCCAGAUGGAAGGGCUGCAGGGCCUGGUGGACGGCGCCUCGGCGAGCGUGGACCAGCGGCUGCUGGACAUCCUGUUCCAGAAGUACUCUUUCAGCCAGCACUGCGAGGCGAUGAAGCGCUACCUGCUGCUGGGCCAGGGGGACUUCAUCCAGGCGCUGAUGGACCUGCUGAGGCCGGAGCUGGACAAGGAAGCCAAGGCUAUUUCGGAGAUCACGCUGAUUGGGCUGCUGAAGUCGGCCGUGCACGCCUCCAACGCCAAGUAUGAAGACGACGACGUGCUGGAGAGGCUGAGGGUCAGGAAGGACAAGGGGAUCGGCAGAGACACGGGCUGGGACGUUUUUUCCCUUCAGUACGACAUGCUUCAGCCCAUGGCCACCAUAUUCACGCCCAGCGUGAUGAACCAGUACUUGAGGGUGUUCAGGCUGCUGUGGAAGUUGAAGCAUGCCGAGCACACGCUCGCGGAGGCUUGGCACACGCUGAAGCUGCUGGACAGGGUCCUGAACACGUUCGGGCCAAAGUCAGGGGACCGCGCCAGGUCGCUGCUCAGGCUGGGCCUCAAGCUGAGGAGCAAGAUGUCCCAUUUUGUCACCAACCUGCAGUACUACGUGAUGUUCGAGGUGCUGGAGGGGGCUUGGGGGGAAUUCACCCAGCACGCUCAUUCGGCCACUGACCUGGACGAGUUGAUCGCCGCACACGAGCAGUACCUGGACGCCAUCCUGACUCGCAGUCUGCUGAUUGGCGAUGUGGCGAAGAUCCACAUGAAGCUUGAGGAGAUCUUCAGCUGCGUCUUCCGGCUGCUGGGGGUUGUCAAUCGACUGAGCACAGAGGUGGAGACGGCGGCCCAGGUGCUCAAGGCCCAGAAGCAGAAGGUGCAGCGCAGGACAAGGAAGGGUGGGUGGGGGAUAGGCAAGGGGGAUGCAGUGCCUGAGAAGGACAUCCCUGAGAAGGAGUAUGCGGACAUCAAGCGAGUCGCUGAUAAUGUGGGCCUGGAAUAUGAAGUGCUGUUGAAUCAGUUCACAAAGGACCUGCCGGUGCAGGCACUGUCGGACCUAAGGUUUUUGGUGUUCAGGCUGGACGUCACAGAGUUCUACACAGAGGCAGGUGCCGAAUCCACCCAGGACGAUGAGUUUGACGGGUGA